CGUGGGUGAUAUCUAUAUCGAGUCUUGUUUCUAUUUCUUUUCUAUUCUAUUUCCUCUUCUUUUGGCCUUCGAGUAGCGUUACCGUCUUCUUUAGUAUGGCUGCGCCACCUCGAAAUGCCUGUUUUAACUGUGGUCAACUGGGUCAUUGGUCUCGGGAGUGUCCACACCCGAGGACAGCGUAUCAGAGGCCUCCCGUGGCGACGGGGGCAAAUGCGGAGCCUAUUUUGGCAUUGCCGGCUCCGAGCUCGCAACCUCCUGCCGUGGCUCCUCCGGCUGCUGUCAAUACGUAUGCUGCGCAGCCUCGUUCUGGAUGGUGGAAUCGUAAUCAGCAGAUUCUUGAUAAGUGCAAUGCUUUCGUCAGCAAGGCUGAGCAAAAAGAUAGGAAUGAGCAGGCCGCGGAGGAGCGGCUGAAGCAUCAGCGGGAAAAGGAGGGGGAGGCGGCCCGGAUUAAGAAGGAGCGAGAAGAAUUUGAAAACCAAAYGRRGGAACGAUUGGAGAAUAGGUUGGCUACUAUGUAUGACUCMAUCAUGGGGAAGGGUGUCAACAAGGCCAGYAGUAGUUCAGUUGAGGAGGAGGUUAGUCGUCUUCGACGUGAGAACGAAGAACUGCGCACCAAGUAUAGAAUUACGGAGCAGUUGCCAACAACAAAUCUUGUGGACCGUUUACAGAAGGAGAAUGGAAAGCUCAAGAAGUUCGGGGAGGAGUUGAAGUUACGUAUGGAGGGGGACCUCGCGGCGUUGAAAUGGGAAAUCCGGGGUCUCAAGGGGCAUCACGAAUCAGCAGGGAGAAGCUGUCUAACCAAGCAAAUCGAGGAAUUGCGCGUGGAGAUGGAGGAGGCACUGCGGAAACGGAAUGAAGAAUAUGAGGAGGUUGCGCAUCUAUGGAGAAAUGAAGCCCUUCAACCUGGUAACAAACGUGGUAGUAUCAACAUUUCGACUCCCAUGAGUGAAGGCCGCACGGCGACUCGGUCCAGGCUGGAGGGUACUCCGGAGGAGACUCGGCGCUUACGGGCUGAGUUACAGGAUCUGCAGGAGCGGCGCCGUUGCGACUUGACUGAGGUUGAUAUGCUUAAGGAGCGUCGCGCAAAGGCGGAAGCCAAACGCCUUGAGGCGGAAGCGGAGCUCUCUCGGCUACGAGAGCAAAUGGCGUUGUUAUCUACUGAGCAGACGGGUGGAGCUACUCCUCGUGGUGUAGGUACGAACCUCAAGGAAAAGAUGGAGGAGGCCGUGAAUACCGGGUUUCGUACGGGUAGGCGUGGUAGGGAGGUCUGGAAGAGGCUUAAGGCUCUCAAGAAAGGAGGCCUGGAACCGUUGUGCAAAGAAGCUGGGAUUAAGUACAAAACGGUGGAGAUUACUGUGGACGAGUUAGCAGAGCUCAAUGCAGAGAAAGUGUUUGGCGGUAGUAGCAGUUCGAAGGACAAGGCAGAUGCAGGGCAAGAUCAAGGUAAGUCGGCUUCUGGUGGUAGUAGCGUUGUGGUUGUGGAGGAGGUCCCAUCGGACUCCGCUUGAUGGGACUUCCGAAAUGCGACACUAUGGAAGUUGGCUAAAUCUUGUCGGGAUCAUAGGUCUUCCUCUACUUCUUCUCUAAGAAACGGUCUGCCCGACCCAUUCGGAGUGUGGUGUUGGCGCAAGCAAGAAAGCUGCACAGGCAAUUAAUCAAACGUUAUGGGAUCU
Molecule: messenger RNA, 1673 nt
Organism: Chara braunii
Lineage: Eukaryota; Viridiplantae; Streptophyta; Charophyceae; Charales; Characeae
Source: the annotation of a GenBank genome assembly